Daucus carota subsp. sativus is the source of this 1872-nucleotide messenger RNA. RefSeq names its product lysM domain receptor-like kinase 4. The transcript has a single exon. Gene Ontology annotation, biological process: protein phosphorylation. NCBI's taxonomy places the organism in Eukaryota, Viridiplantae, Streptophyta, Magnoliopsida, Apiales, Apiaceae. The record is from RefSeq and is a predicted model, not a curated record. The coding region runs from base 1 to 1872 and encodes 623 amino acids. Gene Ontology annotation, molecular function: protein kinase activity; ATP binding.
AUGAUUCAUUUUUCAAACAGCAUUGGCCUUACCAUUGUUCUUCUUUUGAUGAUGGCUCGAAAUACGAUUUCUUACCAGUUCUAUGAUAAGACUAACUGCACCUCAGAUUCUGAAGUUUUUGGUUCAAACUACCUUUGCACCUCUGAUAAGCUUCCAUGUCAAACAUUUAUCAUUUAUCGCGUUCAACAGGGCAAUGAAACGCUUAAUUCCAUAUCAGAUUUGUUCAAUCUUGAAAAUGUGUCUGAUAUAUUGUUUUAUAACAAUGUAUCUGAUUCAAUUCAGGCUUCUCUGCCUCCUGGCCAUGAGAUCAUCAUUCCCAUCACUUGUGAGUGCCCUGAUCGGUUCUCUCGGGCUGUUUUUUCAUACAAUGCUUCUGCAUCAGAGUCACUCUCUUCGAUUGCCUGUAGUGUUUUUGGAGGGCUGGUGAAAGCUCAGAGUCUUAGAGAGGAGAAUCCUUAUUAUGGGAGAAGGGAGGGGCCUGAGUAUUCUUUAGUCCAUGUGCCUGUUCGAUGUGCUUGCCCUGAUUCGUUGGAUUUGAGUGAGGGGAUUAAGUAUCUUGUAACGUAUCCGAUUAUGGGAAGUGAUUCUACAGAUUUGAUUGCUAGAAAAUUUGGAGUGACUCAGCAGAUCAUCUGGGAUGCCAACAGAUUAAGCACAUACACAGCAAUAUAUCCUAGGACUGUUCUGAUUAUUCCUACGACAAGUGUCCCGAGUUUGAAUUAUGUUGUUGCUUCUCCUGGUGAAAAUCCAAGUCCUCCUCAAAAAUCCAGUCCUCUGGGUGACAUUAUUCCUGGUGAAGAUAGAAAGAAAAAUGUGAAAUUUGCUGCUUAUGUGGCGGUUGCUGUAGCUGGAGCCGUGGCUCUAGUGGGUGUAUCCUUUUGUAUGGUUAUCUUAGGCAUCAAGAGAAGAAGCCAUCUGAGGUUCAAGAAUUUGUCUCCUAUAGUCCCACGUUCGUCUAAUUUCUCUCCAGAUUUUCUUGAUGGAAUGUCAAAGUUGAAUAAUUCACUGAUAUGUUUCAACUUGGAUGAGCUGAGGAGUGCAACUGAGGACUUCAGUGAGGGUAGUUUGAUUGGUUCAUCACUUUAUCGGGGCAAAAUAGGAGAUACUUGUCUGGCAAUUGAGGAAAUGAGGUCAAUGAAAGAAGCCAACCAUGUUGUGUACAUACUAACAAAGACGAAUCAUCUUAAUGUGGUGAAGCUUCUAGGAUUUUGUUAUGGAACCAGACCAUUUCUCCUAUUUGAGUAUGCUGAAAAUCACAGCUUAAGAUAUUGUUUGUCGAAUUCAAAGUUGGCUGAGCAGCUCACCUGGGCAAAAAGAAUGCAGAUAGCUUUUGAUCUUGCGGUUGGCAUACAUUAUAUACAUUACUGCACCAAGCCUACUUAUGUCCAUAGGAAUAUAAACAGCAAAAAUGUUCUUAUAACUGCAGACUGGAGGGCCAAGAUUUCUGAUUUUAAAUUAGCUAAACCUCUAGUUUUCAGUGACCAAACUGGGGAGACCGAUUGGAAUGAGUCUGUGAUAGUUGGUAAAAAAGGGUACUUAUCUCCCGAAUAUAUGAAUGAAGGGCAUGCCUCCACAAAGGUAGAUGUAUAUGCAUUUGGUGUUGUCUUACUCCAAUUGUUAUCAGCAAAAGAGGCCAUUUCAGAAGAGAAAUUCUUGAAGGAUUCUAUUGAGUUUUUGACUGAAGAGACGGAAGAUUCUGCAGCCUGCUUGGAGAAGUUAAAGGAGUUCAUGGAUCCUGUUCUGAAUGGUGAUUAUAAUGUUGGUGAUGCAAUGAAUUUAGCACUUCUGGCUAAAGGUUGCGUAGAGAAGGACACCCUUCACCGACCAAACAUGAAUGAUGUUCUGAAAGCUAUUUCAAGAAUGCUGUGGUGA